AUGUCCACCCCGGUCUCUCCAUCUCCCUCUCUGUCUCCACUGGCACUGUCCUCCUCUUCUCCAUCUUCCUCCCCUCUGCCCUCGCCCCUUUCUCCUCCUCCCAGGCUUCCGGUCUUUCAGAGAAAGGGAGCGCUUAAACACAAGAGGGUUGUAGAAGUGAAAGACCAUCAGUUCACUGCCCGCUUCUUCAAACAGCCCACCUUCUGUAGUCACUGCACCGACUUCAUCUGGGGGAUAGGAAAACAGGGAUUCCAGUGUCAAGUUUGCAGUUUUGUCGUGCACAAGCGGUGUCAUGAGUUCGUCACCUUCACGUGUCCAGGAAGCAUCACUGCACCUAAAGCAGAGGAUCUUAAGAGCAAACACAAGUUUAAGAUACAGACCUACUCCAGUCCAACCUUCUGUGAUCACUGUGGUUCUCUGCUCUAUGGGCUAAUUCACCAGGGCAUGAAAUGCACCAGCUGUGACAUGAACGUGCAUAAGAGAUGUGAGAGCAGCGUUCCUAGUCUCUGUGGACACGAUCACACCGAGAAAAGAGGACGGAUCCACCUGAGUGUGCGUGGAGAAAAGGAAGAUAUUUAUGUCACAGUGGGAGAGGCGAGGAACCUGAUUCCCAUGGACCCAAACGGCUUGUCUGACCCUUACGUAAAGCUCAAACUCAUCCCGGACCCUAAGAGUCACAGCAAACAGAAAACCAGAACCAUUCGCUCCACUCUUAACCCCGUCUGGAAUGAGAGCUUUGUCUUUUCAGUGCGAGGCAGGCAGUGGGACAGGCGCUUGUCUAUAGAGAUCUGGGACUGGGAUCGAACCUCUCGGAAUGACUUUAUGGGCGCUCUUUCUUUUGGAGUGAGUGAGAUAUUCCGUCGUCCCGUCAGCGGCUGGUUUAAACUGCUCAACCAGGACGAGGGAGAGUACUACAACAUUCCUGUGCCUGAUCCAGACAUACAGGAGCCAGACUCUGCUCUUCCUAUCUGUCUUUCUCCUGCUCCUGCUUCUUCUCCUGCUCCUACACCUGUGCCUGCUGUGACCACACCUGUUGUGAGCCCCACACCCACCAUCCUACCAGCAGGAAAGGGCCGAACUGGACUACAGGACUUCAACUUCCUCAUGGUGCUUGGCAAGGGCAGCUUUGGAAAGGUGAUGCUGGCAGAAGAGAAAGGCAGCGAUCGUCUGUUUGCAGUGAAGAUGCUAAAGAAAGACGUGCUGUUUCAGGACGAGGACACAGAAAGCGCCAUGGUGGAGCGCAGAGUUCUGGGACUGAGUGGCCGUCCUCAUUUCCUCACAUCUCUGUACUGCGCCUUUCAGACUGAGGAUCGUCUGUACUACAUAAUGGAAUAUGUGAACGGUGGGGAUCUCAUGUUUCACAUCCAAAUUGUUGGGAAAUUCAAAGAGCCCCAUGCGGCGUUCUAUGCAGCAGAGAUAGCUGUGGGUCUCUUCUUCCUGCACAGCAACGGCAUCAUCUAUCGAGAUCUGAAGCUGGAUAAUGUCCUGCUGGACAGUGAGGGGCACAUAAAGAUUGCAGACUUUGGCAUGUGCAGGGAAGGCAUGUUGGAGGGUGACACCACACGGACCUUCUGUGGUACUCCAGACUACAUCGCUCCUGAGAUUGUAGCAUAUCAACCAUAUGGCAAAGCAGUAGACUGGUGGUCGUAUGGGGUUCUCCUGUAUGAGAUGCUGGCUGGGCAGCCUCCGUUUGAUGGAAUUGAUGAAGAGGAGUUGUUUCAGUCUAUCAUGGAGCAAAGUGUAUCAUACCCCAAGACUCUGUCUCGCGAAGCUGUUGCAGUUUGCAAGGGGCUGUUGACUAAGAACCCAGCAAAGCGUAUGGGUAUAGGUGAGGAUGCGGAGAGAGAGAUACGAGAGCAUCCGUUCUUCCGUUGGAUAGAUUGGGACCGUCUUGAGAAAUUGGAGGUCCAGCCACCUUUUAAACCCAGGCCUGGAGGAAAGAAAGGAGAAAACUUUGACAAGUUUUUCACAGGGGGUUCUGCAGCCUUGACACCCUCCGAUCCGGAUGUACUUGCAGUUAUUGAUCAGAAAGAUUUCCAGGGCUUUACCUACAAUAACCCCGAUUUCAGUGCCACUCCUCUCACUGCUGUCUGA
Trichomycterus rosablanca is the source of this 2094-nucleotide messenger RNA. It is a transcript of the gene prkcg, whose product is annotated as protein kinase C, gamma. Gene Ontology annotation, biological process: intracellular signal transduction; peptidyl-serine phosphorylation. The transcript is spliced from 16 exons. The record is from RefSeq and is a predicted model, not a curated record. Gene Ontology annotation, molecular function: diacylglycerol-dependent serine/threonine kinase activity; ATP binding; zinc ion binding. Lineage: Eukaryota; Metazoa; Chordata; Actinopteri; Siluriformes; Trichomycteridae. The coding region runs from base 1 to 2094 and encodes 697 amino acids.